AUGAUUAUGGACUACCUAACAGAAAGGCAAGAACGUGGUCAGAUAUAUGAAUUUCCUUAUUCUGGUCACACCACACAUUCAACAUCAUUUUUAAGUUACAAUACCAAUGGAAUACCAUCAAAUAACUACUCGCCACUAGAUAAUUUCCUUCAUCAUCCACAACCAAAUUUCAAUACAUCAAUCACGUCACAAAUGCCUUCUAUGUUGGGAAGCAAUACUCUUGUCUUUCAAGUACCAGAUUAUGUACCACUUGACACAAUCUUAAAACAGCUUGGUGUAGAUAUACACUCAAUGCAUCGAUCUCCAUCUGGUUAUAAUUAUCAUAACAAUCCAUCGUCAUCACUCGAGUUGAGUCUUCCUCCACGAGCUUCUCGUCAUCGAUCAUUAAUAUGCCGUGAAUUCUCAGAUUCUGAGAGUGACAAUCGUCAAGGAUAUUUAUCUGAUAAUCAACGACGAAUGUCAGGUCGCCGUCGACGACUAAUCUGUCGCGAAAUUUCAGAUUCCGAGAGUGACAAUGAUCAAGGACGUUCAUCAUAUCGACGUCGGGGACGGCAUGGUUCUAAUUCUGCAUGGAAUAGAAAAAAACAACGUCCUCCUGGUAUUCACAAUUUAUUAGGUAAUGUCUGGAAACAAGCAAGAAAUCCUACAAAAAACGGGCCUCAAUCAAAUUCAAAUUCUACUUUAAAUCCACAAUGGCGAGACAUGGUGAAACCUGCUACUCCGCCUCAACAACCUACUGGUGCUAACAAUGCUUGGCAAGCAAUGCUAAACAAUGCUACUCCACCUCAACAACAACCUACUGGUGUUAAUAACGUUUGGCAAGCAAUGCAAAACAAUGCUACUCCACCUCAACAACAACCUACUGGUGUUAAUAACGUUUGGCAAGCAAUGCAAAACAAUGCUGCUCCACCUCAACAACCUACUGGUGUUAAUAACGUUUGGCAAGCAAUGCAAAAUCCAUCUGCUCCAAUUUCACCACAGCAAGGAAAUCCUGGUGUAAAUAAUGUUUGGAACAAAACAAAAACUGCACCAGAUGAAAACACUGGAUUCUUAGCUCGAUUUCGUAGGAAGCCUUCGACUACUAGUACCGUUUUUCAACCACCGCCAUUUCAACAGAACCAGGCAGCUAUGAAUAAUUUUCCAGCUGCAGAUAAUCUACAAGCUGGAGCCAAUCAACGGAAUCCUGCUUUAGCAAAUAUGCAAAGUAAUGUUAAUAAUUUUCAGCAGCAAGGUCCUCCGCUAACUUCGAUACCACCUCCUACGAUGAAUCCUGCUUGGAAUAUGAUGUCUAGAGGAUAA
Messenger RNA from Rotaria socialis, 1299 nucleotides. The record is from the annotation of a GenBank genome assembly. NCBI's taxonomy places the organism in Eukaryota, Metazoa, Rotifera, Eurotatoria, Philodinida, Philodinidae.